Angiostrongylus costaricensis is the source of this 705-nucleotide messenger RNA. The record is from the annotation of a GenBank genome assembly. Lineage: Eukaryota; Metazoa; Nematoda; Chromadorea; Rhabditida; Metastrongylidae.
AUGUUCCUAGAACGUCUACGUAACGCGUCUCCUAAUAACGCGUACGUGAUGGAGUCUUUCGACGUUACCGCACUGUACACCAACGUAUCGAAUGACUCCGCAAUGCAAGCCAUCUUCGAACUUCUUGUUGAACAUGAAGGAAGAAUAAAUAUGCAUGGCUUGUCCAUCCAGCAGCUAAUGGCUCUCUUAAAGGAAUGCCUAAAUUGCUCGAUUUUCAGAUGGUCUGGGAAAUAUUUCGCGCAAAUAAGGAGGUUGGCAAUGGGACAGCGAUUGGCACCAAGCCUUGCCAUUGUGUUUAUGCCUAAGAUAGAAGCCCCUGUUCUCAAUUUCCGGCCACUACUCUACUGCAGAUAUGUAGAUGAUUGUGUUGUCGUCUUCUCCACGCAGGAGGAGAUAGACAAAUACUACGAGUUACUGAACGAGCAGUCUGAGUACAUUAAGUUCACCGGUGAGAAACCGAGAAAAAACUGGCUUCCGUUUUUGGACGUCCAAAUAAACCUAUCAAGUAGCGGUUACCUGACAAAGUGGUAUCGAAAGCCAAGUAAUAAGAACAUCCUUGUUCAUUUCCUUUCUUCCCACCCUUCACACACAAAGAGGGCGAUUGUGAGAAACAUGUUUCGAACAGCCAUCUCUGUGUGCAAUACCAGGGAACUAAAGGAAGAGUGGCGCGACUUGGCUCGGCAAAUAGCCAUCUCUAAUGGCUAG